CACACCCCCCCCCUCCAUCCUUCCAUCCAACACUACUACUUGCCGUGCAUUUUCUAGUCUUGCUGCACUGCACUUCUUCCCAUUUACAGACUAGGAUAGGCACAUCAACUACCGCGUUACCACAACAACAACAUGAGCGACAAGCACAUUGCGACCUUCACCUGGGUCGCCGGGCCGACCACGGUCAACGUCGCCGGAAACUUCAACAACUGGUCAGAAUCCGACACGGCCUUGAUCAGGCAGGAGGAUGGCACCUUCUCGGGCAAGGUCCCCCUUCCUUGGGGUGAGAAGAUCACCUUCAAGUUCAUCGUCGACGGCGAGUGGAAGAUCCACGACACCGAGGCGACCGAGACUGAUGAGCACGGAAACGUGAACAACGUCUACACGGCCCCCUCCAAGUCCGAGGUCGUCGCGGCCCCUGCCCAGGGCGAGGAGCCUUCCCUCACUGCUGCCGAGCCCAAGGCCGCCGCUGCCACCCACGGCACCGCCGAGGUGACCCCUGCCACCCAGCCGUCUUCGGAGCCUUCCCUCGGCGCCGCGCAGGAGAAGGUCGCUGAGCCCGCCACCCUCGAGGCCACUGUCCCUACGCCUGCUGCCGACGCCCCCGAGGCGACCCAGAAGUCUGUUGGCGAGACCGUCUCGUCGCACGCUGGCGCCAUUGGCGGUAUCGCCGCUGCCGGUGCCGCCGCUCUCGGCGGUGCUGCCGUCGCUGCCACCAAGGCCACUGGCAUUGACGUUGCCAAGCCCGCUCCUAUCUCCGUCGAGGACGCCAAGGACCGCGGCAUCGACGUCGCCUCGCUCCCCAAGGUCGACGGCCCUACCGACGCCGUCUCGCCUGCUGGCUCGGCUCCUCCCGUUGACGCUGUCAACCAGCUCCAGAACGUCGUCCAGGGCCUCGACAAGCCCGAGGUUCCGGCCCCUGUCGCUCAGGUCGCCGAGAAGGUCACUGCCCCUGCUACCGGCGUCCCCGUUGUUCCCGUGAACGCUCCUGUUGAGGCCGUUGACGCCGCUGCCACGUCUGCGCCCGAGGAUGUCAGCUCGGCUACCGCUGCUGCCCUUGCCGCCCCCGUCGAGCCCGUCGUUCCUGUCACCGACGCUGCCGCUCCUGUUGCCGACGCUGCCGCUCCUGUCACCGACGCUGCUGCUCCCGUUGUCGCCGCCCCCGAGGCCGUCGCCGCUGACGUUGCCCCUGCUGCGCCCGCCGCUGCCGACAAGGCUGUUGAGGCCCCCAGCUCCAACAAGGGUGCCAUUGCCGGUGCCACUGCCGCCGUCGCUGGCCUUGGUGCUGCCGGCGUUGCCGGCGCCGCUGCCUUUGCCAACAAGGGCAAGGACGCUGCCACCGGCGCUGCCACCGGCGCUGCCAACGGCGCUACUGAUGCCGCCAAGGGCGUUUCCGACAAGGCCACUGCCGCCGUUGGCGGUGUCACCGGCUCUGCCCCCUCCACCCCCGCUGCUCUCGACGGCGUGUCCAAGACUACCAGCGACGCCGCUGGCAAGGCUACUGGCGCCGUCGGUGACGUCGCCGGCAAGGCCGCCGGUGCUGCCAACAAGGCCAUCGACUCCGCCACCGGUGCUGCCAACAAGGCCGUCGACUCUGCCACCGGUGCCGUUAGCGGCCUCGGCUCUGGUGCCUCUGGUGCUUUCGGUGGCGUUACCUCUGGUGCUACUGAUGCUGCCAAGGGUACCGCUGACCGUGCCACCGCGGGCCUCAACAAGGCCGCCGACGCUACAACCGGUGCCGUCUCGGGCGCUGCUUCCACCGCCACUGACGGCGCCAAGUCGGCUGCUGGCGGCAUCAAGGGUGCCUUCGGCAAGGUCACCGGCUCCUCGGCCACUACUCCCAACGCUCCUAGCGGCGUGACCGACUCUGUCAGCAACACGGCCACGGCCGCUACCGACUCGGCCAAGGGUGCCGCCGAUGCCACUACGGGUGCCUUCAGCGCUACCGCUGACAAGGCGACCACCCUCGCCAAGGACGGCGCUGCCGGUGUCACUGGCGGUGCUCAGAAGGCUAGCGACUUUGGCGGCAACGUCUUCAACAAGGCCAAGGACGCUACUGGCAGUGUUUACACGACUGCUGCUUCCACCCCUGGUGCCGCUGCCGGUGCUGCUGGUGGUGCUGUCGACUCGGCCGCUACCGUUUCGAAGGACGCCGCUAGCAACGUCACUGGCGCCGCUUCCCAGGGCGCCACUGCCACCACCGACGCCGCGGGCAAGGCUGUUGGCGCUACCACCGACGCCGCUGGCAACGUCAGCUCUUCGGCCCAGAAGACUGUCUCCGGCGCCUUUGACUCUGCCAAGGAGGCCACUACCCCCGCCGCUAGCGCCCUUGCCUCGACACCAGCUGCCGUCAGCGACGCCGCCACUGGCGCCGUCAACGGUGCCUCCGGCGCUGCCACCAACGCUGGCAACGCCGUCAGCAACUUUGCCAAGGACGCCCAGCAGUCGGUCUCGCAGUCAGCCACUCAGGCAUCCGACGCUGCCGCCGAGCACGCUGCCAAGCUCAAGAAGCGCAAGUCUGGCUUCUUUGGCAAGCUCAAGGCCGCCUUCAAGAAGAACAAGGACUAGACACGCUCCCCCAGCUGGUUUUGGUUUCCUCGGGUCCUUGCGCUUGUCUCUGCCUAAUCAACAAUAAUUCUUGGCGUGCGCAACCCUGCCGCUCUCUCCCACUUUUUUCCUUUUGCACUCUCAUACCCACCACCACACACUCGAGUCUGUACUUGUUGCGAUCGAUAAUCACAGGUAGAUUUUGAUUCAUCUCUAGCGGUACACACAUGCUGUCGUCGUCUUGUUUUGCGUUAUCCUAUUCUUGCGAGUCGUCUGCGCGCGUGCGCAGGCCUGCUGUAAGCUGUAUGCAAUGAAUGGCAAAUGACA
Vanrija pseudolonga is the source of this 2874-nucleotide messenger RNA. It is a transcript of the gene PRKAB1, whose product is annotated as 5'-AMP-activated protein kinase subunit beta-1. Gene Ontology annotation, cellular component: nucleus; cytoplasm; nucleotide-activated protein kinase complex. Gene Ontology annotation, biological process: signal transduction. The record is from RefSeq and is a predicted model, not a curated record. The transcript has 6 exons. The coding region runs from base 133 to 2568 and encodes 811 amino acids. NCBI's taxonomy places the organism in Eukaryota, Fungi, Basidiomycota, Tremellomycetes, Trichosporonales, Trichosporonaceae. Gene Ontology annotation, molecular function: protein kinase binding.